AUGGGUUGUGGGGAUGUGGUUGGGGUGGUUGCAGGUGUGGCGAUAAGCGAGCGACCUGCAGGUGCCAGUGAAGAUCGCAAACUGGCGACCGACAGCCUGGGCGUCACAUGCUUCAGAUUCCGCGGUGACACAUAUGAUAAGUAUAUCAAGCUAUGGCGGACCCCAGUGUACCCCCACCCCCACCCCAACGACUCCAGAGAGACCCCAGUGUAUCCCCCCACCUCACCCCGAACGACCCCAAGAGACCCCAAUGUACCCCCACCCGAACGACCCGAGAGACCCCAGUGUACCCCCACCCUCACCCACAACGACCCCACACCGAACGACCCGGGAGACCCAGUGCACCCCCACCCCCACCCUGAACGACCCCUAAAGACCCCAAUAUACCCCCACCCCCGACACCCAACCCGAACGACCCCAAGAGACCCCAAUAUAUCCCCACCCCCGACAACACCCACCCCCAACGACUCCAGACCCCAGUGCACCCCACCCCCCACCCUGAACGACCCCAAGAAGACCCCAAUAUACCCAUCCCCGACACCCAACCCGAACGACCCCAAGAGACCAAAUGUACCCUCACCCCCGACAACACCCAACCCGAAUGACCCAAGAGACCCCAGUGCACCCCCACCCCCAACCCGAACGACCCCAAAGAGACCCCAGACCCCGAGAGACCCCAAUGUACCGCCCACCCGAACGACCCCAAGAGACCCCAAUGAACCCCCACCCCCACCCCAACGACUCCCAUCCCGAACGACCCAAGAGACCCCAAUAUACCCCACCCCGACGACUCCCACCCCGAAUGACCGCAAGACCCCAAUGAACCCCCGAACCCGAAUGACACCGAGAGACCCCAAUAUUACCCCCACCCCCGACGACCCCCACCCCGAACGACCCCAAGAGACCCCAAAGGCGCCCACGAGCACCGUAGUAAAUGCUAUCUGGAGUGAGCAUCCUCGGGAUUUCCGGGCGUGGGAGAGUGGUCGCCGGUGUGCACCGGUGAUUUCUUCGCGAGAGCCCGAAGGAGAACUCCAAGAACGCCAGGUACGAGACGACGACGCCGGCGAAGCCUUGACAGUAGCUCAGUGGCGCUUCACUCUCACUUCAAUCCUCCUUAACCAGAUUGUACAGGUAACCGCGGAGAAGGAGGCUAAAAUCGACCUUAUGAGGGCUGCACAGGUAACCACAAUGCCGUCGCUAUUACCUGCAGUUCGGGAUGGAACAAAAGGUUACUAG
Messenger RNA from Penaeus vannamei (Pacific white shrimp), 1236 nucleotides. NCBI's taxonomy places the organism in Eukaryota, Metazoa, Arthropoda, Malacostraca, Decapoda, Penaeidae. The record is from RefSeq and is a predicted model, not a curated record.